AGCCUCUAGGAUGGAUUCAGCUUUUUGGGAUUUCAGUGUUUUUUCGGAUCUUCAGUGAUUCUGGGGUCAGCGAUUUUUUUUGCCCCCACCAUGCCGACCUUCCUGAGCAGGCUGUUGCAGGCCUCUGAAGAAGGUGGACAGGCUUCCAGCAGCCAACCUCAGCGAGGAAAAGUUUGGAGGCUUUGCAAGUAGCCAAGUGACUGAAGCUUUUCCCAGUUUUGCUGCUGUUGACAGCUUGGCAGGGAAGGCAAAAACCUGGAGCCAGGCACCUCCUUGAGCUUGGGUUGUUGACUGCAGAUUGCAAUUACCAUGUCUGACUCAGUCAUUCUUCGUAGUGUGAAGAAAUUUGGAGAAGAGGAUCGUGGUUGUGAGUCACAUGGAUCAUAUAACAGUAAGAAUUCAAGGUUACCAGAUGAGAAGAAAAGAGACAGCAGACCAGUUGGCUUCUUUCAACUGUUUCGUUUUUCUUCAACGACUGACAUUUGGCUGAUGUUUAUGGGAAGUUUAUGUGCAUUUCUCCAUGGACUGUCCCAUCCAGGCAUGCUACUAAUUUUUGGCACAAUGACUGAUGUUUUUAUUGACUAUGACUUCGAAGUACAAGAACUCAAUAUCCCUGGAAAAGCAUGUGUGAAUAAUACCAUAGUAUGGACCAACAGCUCCCUCAAUCAGAAUGAGACAAACCAAACAGCUUGUGGGUUGCUGGACAUCGAAAGUGAAAUGAUCAAAUUUGCCAGUUACUACGCUGCAGUUGCUGUUGGAGUACUCAUCAUGGGAUAUAUGCAAAUAUGCUUUUGGGUAAUUGCUGCAGCUCGUCAGACACAGAAAAUGAGAAAAAUUUACUUUAGGAGAAUAAUGAGAAUGGAAAUGGGAUGGUUUGACUGUAAUUCGGUGGGAGAACUGAAUACAAGAUUUUCCGAUGAUAUUAAUAAAGUCAACGAUGCCAUUGCCGACCAAAUGGCCGUUUUCAUCCAGCGCAUGACCACAAGCAUCUGUGGGUUCCUGAUGGGAUUUUACCGGGGUUGGAAACUGACCUUGGUUAUUAUCUCUGUCAGCCCUCUCAUUGGGUUUGGAGCAGCCGUGAUCGGUCUGAGUGUGUCCAGAUUCACUGACCAUGAAUUGAAAGCUUAUGCCAAAGCAGGGUCAGUGGCCGAUGAAGUCAUUUCAUCUGUGCGAACAGUGGCUGCUUUUGGUGGUGAGAAAAAAGAGGUUGAAAGGUAUGAGAAAAAUCUUGUGUUUGCCCAACGUUGGGGAAUAAGAAAAGGAAUAGUGAUGGGAUUCUUUACUGGAUUCAUGUGGUGUCUCAUCUUUUUAUGUUAUGCACUGGCCUUUUGGUAUGGCUCCAAACUUGUCCUGGAUGAUGGAGAAUAUACACCGGGAACUCUUAUUCAGAUUUUCCUCAGUGUCAUAGUUGGAGCUUUAAAUCUCGGUAAUGCCUCUUCUUGUUUGGAAGCCUUUGCCACUGGGCGAGCUGCAGCCACCAGCAUUUUUGAGACAAUAGACCGGAAUCCCAUUAUUGACUGCAUGUCAGAAGAUGGUUACAAGUUGGAUCGAAUUAAGGGUGAAAUUGAAUUCCAUAAUGUGACCUUCCACUAUCCUUCCAGACCAGAUGUGAAGAUUUUGAAUAAUCUCAGCAUGGUCAUUAAAUCAGGGGAGAUGACGGCUAUAGUAGGAUCCAGUGGAGCUGGGAAAAGCACAGCACUGCAGCUCAUUCAGCGAUUCUAUGACCCCAAUAAAGGCAUGGUGACAUUGGAUGGCCAUGACAUUCGUUCUCUUAACAUUCAGUGGCUUAGAGCUCAGAUUGGGAUAGUAGAGCAGGAGCCUGUUCUGUUCUCCACCACCAUCACAGAAAAUAUUCGCUAUGGCAGAGAAGAUGCGACCACAGAAGAUAUAAUACGAGCUGCCAAAGCAGCCAAUGCCUACAACUUCAUCAUGGACCUGCCACAGAAAUUUGACACUCUUGUUGGAGAAGGAGGAGGCCACAUGAGUGGUGGCCAGAAACAAAGAAUAGCCAUUGCAAGAGCACUUGUCCGAAACCCCAAGAUCCUACUUUUGGACAUGGCCACCUCAGCCUUGGAUAAUGAGAGCGAAGCCAUGGUGCAAGGGGCACUGAGUAAGAUUCAGCAUGACCACACAAUCAUUUCAGUUGCUCAUCGUCUGUCCACAGUUAGAGCUGCAGACAUCAUUAUUGGUUUUGAACAUGGUACAGCAGUGGAAAGAGGCACCCACGAAGAACUGUUGAAAAGGAAAGGAGUUUACUUUACUUUAGUGACUUUGCAAGGUCAAGGAGAUUCAUCUCCUAAUGAAGAGGAUGUAAAGGGAAAAGAUGAAACUGAAGAUGCCAUACUUGAGAGCAAACAGACCUUUAACAGAGGGAGCUACCAGGCUAGUUUAAGGGCUUCCCUCCGGCAACGCUCCAAGUCUCAACUUUCUUACCUGGCCCAUGAACCUCCACUAGCUGGCAUAGACCAUAACUCUACCUAUGAAGAAGACAGAAAGGGGAAGGACUUUCCUGAGGAAGAAGAAAUUGAACCUGCCCCAGUGCGGAGGAUUCUGAAGCUCAAUGUUCCGGAAUGGCCCUAUAUGCUGGUAGGGUCUGUGGGUGCAGCCAUCAAUGGGACAGUCACACCCCUCUAUGCCUUUUUAUUCAGCGAGAUUCUUGGGACUUUUUCACUCCCUGAUAAAGAAGAACAGAGGUCACAGAUGAAUGUCGUGUGCCUGCUCUUUGUAGCUCUGGGCUGCAUAUCCCUUUGUACUCAAUUUCUGCAGGGAUAUGCUUUUGCUAAAUCUGGAGAACUCCUCACGAAAAGGCUACGUAAAUAUGGUUUCAGAGCAAUAUUAGGGCAAGACAUUGGGUGGUUUGAUGACUCCAGAAAUAGCCCUGGAGCACUGACAACAAGGCUUGCUACAGAUGCUUCCCAAGUUCAAGGGGCUGCGGGCUCUCAAAUUGGGAUGAUAGUCAAUUCCAUUACUAACAUCGCUGUGGCCAUGAUCAUCGCCUUCUUCUUUAGCUGGAAGCUCACCCUGGUCGUAGUGUGCUUCUUCCCCUUCUUGGCUUUAUCAGGAGCGGUCCAGACCAGAAUGUUGACGGGAUUUGCCUCACAAGACAAGGAGGCUCUGGAGGUUGCGGGACAGAUUGUAAGUGAAGCGCUCAGUAAUAUCCGCACUGUUGCUGGAAUUGGAAAGGAGAGACGGUUUAUCGAGGCAUUUGAGACUGAGUUGGAGAAGCCAUACAAGACAGCCAUUCGAAAAGCCAAUAUUUAUGGAUUCUGCUUUGGUUUUUCCCAGUGCAUACCGUUUGUUGCUAAUUCUGCUUCCUACAGAUAUGGAGGUUACUUAAUCCCCAGUGAGGGACUCCAUUACAGCUCUGUGUUCAGGGUGAUCUCUUCAGUUAUAUUGAGUGCGACCGCUCUUGGGAAAGCCGCUUCUUACACCCCAAGUUAUGCCAAAGCUAAAAUAUCAGCUGCACGUUUUUUUCAACUGCUGGACCGCCAACCUCCAAUCAAUGUAUACAGUAGUGCAGGUGAAAAAUGGGACAACUUCCAGGGGAAGAUUGACUUUGUGAACUGUAAAUUUACAUAUCCUUCUCGACCGGAUGUGCAAGUUCUGAAUGGCCUGUCAGUGUCCGUUAGUCCAGGGCAAACUUUGGCAUUUGUUGGAAGCAGUGGAUGUGGUAAAAGCACCAGUGUUCAGCUGUUGGAACGUUUCUAUGACCCUGACCAAGGGAAGGUGAUAAUAGAUGGGCAUGACAGCAAAAAAGUAAAUAUCCAAUUUCUUCGUUCGAAAAUUGGAAUUGUUUCCCAGGAACCAGUUUUGUUUGCCUGUAGCAUAAUGGACAAUAUCAAGUAUGGGGACAAUACCAGAGAAAUUCCCAGGGAAAGAGUCAUAGAAGCUGCAAAGCAGGCUCAGCUGCAUGACUUUGUCAUGUCGCUCCCAGAGAAAUAUGAAACCAAUGUUGGGUCCCAGGGGUCUCAACUCUCUCGAGGGGAGAAACAACGCAUUGCUAUUGCUCGGGCCAUUGUACGAGAUCCCAAAAUCUUGCUCCUAGAUGAAGCUACUUCUGCGUUAGACACAGAAAGUGAAAAGACAGUGCAGGUUGCCCUGGACAAAGCCAGAGAAGGUCGAACCUGCAUAGUCAUUGCCCAUCGUUUGUCCACCAUCCAAAACUCAGAUAUCAUUGCUGUCAUGUCACAGGGGAAAGUGAUUGAAAAGGGGACUCAUGAAGAACUUAUGGCCCAGAAAGGAGCUUACUACAAACUAGUAACCACAGGAGCACCCAUCAGUUGACCUGACUCAAGAACUUCAUGCACAGAUGAUGUUCUAAUUAUAAGAAUGCUAUAGGUUUUUUUUUUUUUUUUCUUAAGGAGAAACAGGGAUAUUUUACUUUUACAGAUAUUGUUAUUCAUUGGAAUCCAAGCUAAUUGCUAAUGACCUUCAAAAAUAAUUUAGUUUUAAAUGUAUAUAUAGAAAAUGAAAACAACUAGGGUAGAGUAAGUGAAAAUCUAGUGCUAAGCAAUGAGUCCACCACCACUCAGUGCUUUUUCUCAUGCAGGAGGUAUUCCCAUCUAUUUAAAUAAAAACAAAAGUUCAUUAAAAUGAACAUUCCAAAAAGAGGCCUUGAUAAUUAACAGGACUGACAGUUCUUUUCAAAAUGUCUCACUACUACGAUAUCUUCUCCCUACUCCAUCCCCAUCCCAAGUCCAAUCAACAUAUAAAUUUUUUUCUUCCCACAACCAACGAAUGAAAUUUUGCCUACAAAUUAAGCUGCAACUAUUGUAUAUUGACCAGUGUUAUUUAUGUCUUCACCCAGUGUUUCCUGGUAAAUUAGCAUGAAGAUAGUUUAGCCAGUUAACUGGUUAGAUCAAAAAAGUUGGUGAUUUUACCAAGUCAGAGAGGGAGAUGUGAUCUAGUUAAGUUAUAAAAAAUUGCAGUGAAAAGUAAGUUUCUGAAUAAGGAAUUAAACUUUGCAGGUAAGUAAUACUGAAGAAAGACUACCAAAAUCCAUUUGUUCCCAUUUUCAUUUCAGAGAGAAAGAACACAAACUCUGUGCUGCAGGGCUGCCAGUUUCCUGGAAUGGAAUGUGUGGGGUGUGGAAAAGGAAAGGAUAUGAGUUAUCUUUCAAAGAAACUACUUGAACCUUAUUUACAAAAGGGAAAAGAUUGAAGAGGGCUUGAAGUGACUUGGGGAAACAAUUGCUUUUUGAGGCUCAACAACAAGGGAGAGGAUUUCAACUUCAAAAAUAAAGAAAAAAAUAAGUUGCAAAUUUAUUUUACGGCACCAGGGAGCACCAAUCCCUCUAUUUUUAUCCCUCCUCUAUCACCA
This is a messenger RNA of Talpa occidentalis (Iberian mole), 5319 nucleotides long. RefSeq names its product ATP binding cassette subfamily B member 11 (gene ABCB11). Gene Ontology annotation, cellular component: membrane. Gene Ontology annotation, biological process: transmembrane transport. NCBI's taxonomy places the organism in Eukaryota, Metazoa, Chordata, Mammalia, Eulipotyphla, Talpidae. Gene Ontology annotation, molecular function: ABC-type transporter activity; ATP binding; ATP hydrolysis activity. Bases 310 to 4284 code for a protein of 1324 amino acids. The record is from RefSeq and is a predicted model, not a curated record. The transcript has 28 exons.